Messenger RNA from Enterobius vermicularis (human pinworm), 228 nucleotides. The record is from the annotation of a GenBank genome assembly. NCBI's taxonomy places the organism in Eukaryota, Metazoa, Nematoda, Chromadorea, Rhabditida, Oxyuridae.
AUGUACCAGUUCCUGAACCCCUUAGAUUCAUAUUUGAUCUUCUCCUCCCCCUCCAGCUCCCUAACAGUAUAUUACGAAAGGAUACAAGGGCCUGAGGGAGGGGGUAGAGAAGCCGAGGAAGAACGCGAGGGACAAGGCGAGAGUAUUUUAAACAUGAGUUUGGAAAACUGCCAAUCAUCAAUUGAUGUUCAGUUUAGUGAAAAUGAUGAAAUGAUUCCAUCUGGCUGA